AUGACACCAGCACUGCCGACAAAGUUUCCAUGCUGGUGUCGAGCGAUUUAUUCAUGGGGAGGGGAGUCGAAAAGAGAUCUUGGAUUUGUUGAGGGAGAUCUGAUAGAAUGCCUCAAUGCCGGUGACGGUUCAUGGUGGAUGGGGCGUUUGCGCCGUGAUAAACGGAUGAUGGGGCUGUUCCCUUCGAACUUUGUUGUGGUCCUUGGGGAAGAUUUCGUGCCUGUGACUCGAUCCACUACAGACGCCUUGACUCGAAAUGAUAGUGCGGAUUCUCGCAGUCUUAAAAAGCAACGAACGGUCUUCCGGAAGCCAUUUCAAGCACACAGACACGCGGUAACUCCAGGGGAGGCCAAUCGACGAGCUCGAGAAAAACUAUCAGAGACACCUUCCACAGCGACCUCUCGGGAAAAUACACCACCGCGAUCAAUUUUACCGCAAAAACCUCCACGAACACCAACCACUGCAAUCAGAGCUCGCAACACACUGAACAGACCGCCGUCGCAGACAGUAUCCCCAAGUCCCGCUGAGAAUGCUCGUGCGCCGUCACCAGUGCCUCAAACGCGCGACGACUUCGUCUCAACCGCACCUUCCUAUCCAGUACCCUCGAAAAUGACGCUUGAAGACGUCCCUUAUGUUCCUCCGCAACCUCCAGUGCGCGAGGCAUCCCCGUCUCCUCCACCUCCGCCUCCACCUCCUCAUCGAGUGGCAGUAAGGAGCCAGCAGCAUCGUAUGAGCAUAGCGCCUACGCCAAUCGAGAUGAAUAACCGUUAUACUGUAUUCGCCAAAACGCCACCUCCACGUGAAACAUCUCCUCUACCUCCCAGUCUCUCACCUGGCCAUUCACCUGGGCACUCGCCAGGUGGCCACUCGUCAGUUGGUCAUGGCAACACUCCCUCACCGCUAAGAGAUGCCAUGGAAGAUGUGAUGACUUCUUUGCAAGACAUGGGUCUACCUCGUGGCGCCCCAUCUCCUUCUCCUACCCCCCAAUUUUCUAAUCCAUGGUCACCCGAUGCAUAUAACGAGAUUCGAGCGACGAGUCCACGGCCUGCCCGACCUCGGGCGAACACAUCCUUGGGUUUCGGCUUGGACAGCGAAGAGGAUAUUGAUCAUGGAGUAAAUAGAUUUGAUGAGCAACAAGCUUACGGUCAGAGAUACUAUGACGGACCCCCUCAGUUCAACAACUAUGUACAAAGAAUGGAAAGUCGACUCAGACAACUUCACGACCAGUCAGAUCAGUCGACCCAGGAUAGUGAAGAUGAUGUUGGACCACCACCGCCGCCGAAACAACAUGGAUACCAUGCUAGGCAUGACUCAAUUGGUGUACCGCGGCCUCAGUUGCGGGCGCGAAAAUCUGCAGUGGAAUUGGGUAAACAGUUCUUAAACCGUACAAUGACUAAUAAAUCCAACACAACGAAUUCUUCAAGUGGUGUUCAGAGCACUUUCACGACUGAUACAACUAGUACGAACACCACCGCCAGUUUGAUGAGUGGAACUUCAGCCGGUCAGUUCAGUGCAACGAGUGCGGGAAGUUUUGCAAGACAUGGGCAGGCAAAAUGGGGCAGUUUUUCGGCUGAGCGGCCGACAACGGGAAUGGAUAGUUUAAACAGAGGCAUUUUUAGUGACCUUGAAAGACCGCUGACACCAAUCAGUGGCAUUUCUUACCAUUCCAGCCACAAUACUUCCAGGCAAGGCGCUCAAUCUGCUGUACCAUGGUCACCCAGCAAAGAUCUGAAUGAUUCACCUGGAGUCUUCGGUGGCCUGUCCACACCCAAAGUCAAGAAGAAUGGAUUUCUUAAGCGGUUCCUUGAAUCUGCCAAAACUGGGGCGGCAACUGCUCGAAGCAGCAUUCAGUCACCACAUAGUGGUGGGUCCCCGUCACCCACCAAGCAUCGAUUCACUCAGUCAUUCGGCUCGUCACGACGCUCAGAACAGAAUGCUUCGCAGCCAGACCUAGGAACCAGCAGUUCCAUUGACUGGGUGCAAGUUCGACGUGAUGUGAACCGAGCAAGCACGCCAAGUCGAAAUGAGCGUAUUGAGCGCGCGGAACGCUGUCAAAUGAUGGACCAUCCAGUUAUUUACGCCGUUGAGGAGCUUUACGAAACGGCAGAAGGAGAUGAAAGUAUCGAUGGUCUCCCACUUAGCGAGCCCACGAAUUGGGGAGCCAUUAACCUUAACCUAGUGGACAAGAGCACACGAUUUAUUAGCAGUCUGCCACCCUUGACGAACCCAGCCAGUUUAGCUCAAGGUUACAUCUGUCGACCAUAUAAGAGCGAUGUCCAGCGUUUAAGAGCCAUCUUCAUCUGGGUCAGCGAAAAGAUCGCGUGGGAGGAACCAUUGGACGAAAAUGAGGUGGACUUGAAACGCGUGAUUAAUAUGAAGCGCGGAUGUCCUCAGGACGUUGCAUUUCUUGUCCAGGAAAUGUGCUCUGCUGUUGGACUGCAUGCAGAUAUCAUCAAGGGCUACUUGAAGAGUCCCGGAGAGCUUCUAGACCUGACUGCCCUCUCCCGACCGAACCACUGGUGGAACGCCAUACUGAUUGAUGGUGAAUGGCGAUUCAUGGACUGUUCGCUGGCGAGUCCCACAAAUCCCAAACGUAGUCAAUUCGUGACAACGAACUCUCAACAUGCCGAGAGCUGGUAUUUCCUUGCUCGACCUCUCGAAAUUUGCUACACACAUAUUCCUCUUCAUCCUGAAGAACAGCAUAUUUGCCCGCCCAUCUCUCCAGACGUUCUUUUAGCUCUGCCUCCAGUCAGUCCAGCGUUCUUCAAGAACUCGAUGCAGAUACCUAAUUAUGAUACGAGUCACAUUCGCAUUGAAGGUUUGGACAUCAUGCAACUACGCAUUCUCGUUCCACCAGAUGUUGAAUGCGCUGCUGAGGUCGAAGCCCCGGCGUUCGCCCGUGAUGUUGAUGGUGACUGGUUUGAGAGUGGAGAUGUUGUACGCAAACGUGCGCUCGCUCAGCCCGAUUGGAUUCGCGGUCAGAAACGCUUCACGAUCAAGGCACUUCUCCCUGGUGAUGAAGGACAAGGCGUACUCAAGAUCUAUGCAGGCAAGAAGGGGUUGAUGCAUUCAAGCAGAGACAUUCCUCAUCCACUUGCUGUCACGUUGCCAAUUCUGCACACCGGAGAGAACCCCCCGUACGAGUUCUUGCUGCGACACCCAACUCCUCAUGCACAGCGUCAUGAUCUGUACGUGAUUCAGCCGCAGUGUGGCAAGCUGGCAAUCAACAACACUUUUGUAUUUGCCGUUCGGCAACACCCAGCCGCGCCGUUUUCAAAAUCCAGCAGUGGGGAUAUCCCGGGUGAUGGGCGGGUGUCACCCUCAAUUAUGCGUCCAUCCAGUGCCCUGAGCAUGGUGUCCAGCAGUUACGGUGGAUCCGUAGCUUCUAGUACAUCAUUAGACGGCUUUACGGCGAAUACAUCAGUUGUGUCAUCAAGCAAGUCCACAUCGAAUCGAGAUAAGCCCGCUAAAUUAGCCAUACAAUCGCCAUCCGGGAAGAUUCUGCGUCUCAUGCGCAAAGCGGACCAUAUGAUUAGCACGACCAACGAGAAUUCCGAUUCAUUGACCGAAGGCACUCCGGACGGUAGCGUAUGGGAGACUGUUAUAAAGAUUGGCGAACGCGGCGUUUGGCGCGGACUUGUUUUGGCAGAUCGCAGUGCGCGAUGGUGCGUGUUUUGCGAAUGGGAGUCUUACUAAUUUGCAUUUCUUUUGCCCGGUUUGGUUCGACAUACAACUAGAGGGCUUCGGCGGUUUAUCUUUGCUUCUUUCAUUUUUAUUUUUUUUCAAAGACCUUUUCCUUGUCCCGUGUUCAUUUACCGGCGCAGGAACGGCGUUAAUAGAGCGAAUGAGUCUGUCUCAUUCCAUUGUCCAUUGCAUUGCAAUUAGCGGCUUUGCUUGAAAAUCUUGUUUCAUACUUCUGUUUUUAUCAUUGUUCUCCAUUGCAUUAUUUUUCCCCCUUGUUUGAAGAAAUCUUUGGGAUUAAGAUGCAUGGAUCUUCAAGUUUUCUAUUUUCCUCCACUGACGAUCAGGAG
This is a messenger RNA of Talaromyces stipitatus ATCC 10500, 4031 nucleotides long. RefSeq names its product SH3 domain protein (Cyk3), putative. Lineage: Eukaryota; Fungi; Ascomycota; Eurotiomycetes; Eurotiales; Trichocomaceae. The transcript has a single exon. Gene Ontology annotation, molecular function: protein binding. The coding region runs from base 1 to 3696 and encodes 1231 amino acids. The record is from RefSeq and is a predicted model, not a curated record.